Molecule: messenger RNA, 1764 nt
Organism: Aspergillus calidoustus
Lineage: Eukaryota; Fungi; Ascomycota; Eurotiomycetes; Eurotiales; Aspergillaceae
Source: the annotation of a GenBank genome assembly
AUGGACGGCUUCGACACCAUGGCGAUGCCGUACCUGGCCUCCCCACUUUCGCUAGCCAAUAUCCAGGGCUCGGAUUACCUCAAUGCCUUGCCAGGGAUGGACCUCCCAGAUCAGCGCUCCAACUUUGAUUCGGAAACAUUCGUUAGCGGAGAUGAUUUGACUUUUCCCCAUCAUACGUUGCCUCCGGAGACUCUCAAAAGAUUCUCUGGAUAUGAGGACCCAUUCACGGACAUGGUGACACCCUUUGAUCCCGCGCCUCCCGCUGAGCCGCCUGCCGACUCGUCUAUCGAUCAUAACAAUAAGCUCCUGAGCUUUUCUAUUCCGUCAUAUCCUUUCACACUCCUCGACUAUUCCUUUCGGCGCACCUCAAUAUCAGUCUCCGCUCAGCUACAUGGCAUGUUCUUUCUUGCCGAAUCGCCGUGGACUACUUCUCCGACGGAGAAUGCUCCGCCCCAACAAGGCGCGGAGCUAACAUGCUACCGUCGAAAUCUGUUUCAGAUUACUGGCUCAGUAACUCUCCCUCGGGGCUUGCGUUAUAUCAUCACCGACACCGGGGAUCGGAUACCCAUCGUCGCGCAGGAGCUAACCGUAUCGGCUACCGAGUCUGUGGAGGGGAACUCGGUAAAGAUCAUCUCAGUUCCCUGGAAAACUCCCGCUGCAAACGGAAAUUCUACCAAUGAGGAUGCAACAAACGGGAAUAACCCAAGCACCGGCGCUCCUAAGGUCGAAAAGGAACCCCCGGCGAUCCCAUUGGACAUGAUGGCUGGACAGGACCUAGAUACCGACUACGCGACUUUCCCAAUUGCCUGGAAGCGCCUUCAAUUUCGCGUCGCGACUGCCAACAAUGGGCGAAGAAAGGAGCUGCAACAGCACUUUGUGGUCCGGCUGAAGGUCAUUGCGACCCUGUCCACUGGCGGAAAGAUACAAAUUUGCGAGGUACACUCCGGACCGGUCAUCGUCCGUGGCCGCAGUCCUCGCAAUUUCCAAUCCCGCAAGGAUCUACCUCUGAGUGGCAGUGCUGCUGCUUCCCGGAAGAAUGCUCAAGCUUCCCAUACCGCUUCAGCUAGUAUAAAUCGCACCUCACCCAGCGAUUCUGGGCCGCAAUCAGGCGUGGCGUCCGCCAGGGCAAAGGCUGGCGUUAAGAGCAGCUCUCCAGAGACUUCCGUGCCUCACCCAUCCCAAGCUUCUCCGGAUUGGACACAGAUUACUUCUCAGGGGGCUGCAGCACUUCCUCCUACAACGAUGCCACACUCGUCGAUUUACACGCAAUCUAGCCCCGAAUUCUCGCGACCGGCAGAGGUCCACCGUCGGACAAGCAACUCCGUUGCAGCUCCCAUCAACCUAUCUCUCCUAGAUGACGAUAACUCGGAUCUGAUCCAUCUCAAUGACCAUGGGCGAUCUCUGUCGUCUUUCUCUAAUGACCUCGCGUCCAGAAAUCUCAGCAUUGACUCUUCUGGUCGACCAGCCAAGAUGCGCAAAGUUUCUCAUGUCGCGCCUCAGACGCAGUCAAGAAGCACAUCGGCCACGGUGCCGCUAGUGGGCGCCACGAAUUUCCAACAACAAUUUGCAUCAAGCUUGCCUUUCGCAAGUGAGAGCGCUGAUGUGUUGUAUGAAUACUUUCCGUUACCCAUAGAAGACUGGCAGGGACCUGUUGAUGCUGUGUACCGCCCACAUGUGGUACACCAUACGAAUAUGCCGCAGAUGAAGUACGUGACGGCCCGAGGUCAGAGCAAGCGAUACUUUGCUGCAGAAGACGUAUUCUGA